Dibothriocephalus latus is the source of this 303-nucleotide messenger RNA. NCBI's taxonomy places the organism in Eukaryota, Metazoa, Platyhelminthes, Cestoda, Diphyllobothriidea, Diphyllobothriidae. The record is from the annotation of a GenBank genome assembly.
AUAAAGGGCAUUGGACCGACUACCUUUUCUCAAUGCGCUGGCUUCCUACGCGUAAGGCCAAACUAUUCGAAUGUGCCCAUGGAUUCCUCAAAGGACGUGGAAUUCAUCUCUUUGUGCUCCGACGAUGAAGACGUAGAGAUGGAGGUGAUUUCGGGCAAGCGUCGGCUCCGUCUAAUCAGUGGAACUUCCGCAGGACCGGUAAAACGCAGGCGAGGCAAAGAGGCGGAUUCCAGUGACCUGUCUUUCAACCCUCUUGACCAGACCGCCAUCCACCCAGACUCCUAUGACCUGGCCACUUCGUAA